Tarenaya hassleriana is the source of this 2410-nucleotide messenger RNA. RefSeq names its product ubiquitin carboxyl-terminal hydrolase FAM188A-like. Gene Ontology annotation, biological process: protein K48-linked deubiquitination. The transcript has 7 exons. Gene Ontology annotation, molecular function: K48-linked deubiquitinase activity; cysteine-type deubiquitinase activity. NCBI's taxonomy places the organism in Eukaryota, Viridiplantae, Streptophyta, Magnoliopsida, Brassicales, Cleomaceae. The record is from RefSeq and is a predicted model, not a curated record. Bases 357 to 2189 code for a protein of 610 amino acids.
GCUUUCUUUGCCCUAUUCUCUUGUCCGAAAUCGAGAAUCGCAAUCUGUUUCUUCUUAGGUUUCCGAUUCCCAUCAAAAUUCGAAGUCUUCGCUGGUUAGGGUUUACGAAUUGAGUUAUGAUUUUCCCUUUUAUGAGUGGUAACUGUUGAUUUUUCCCAAUCAGGCUCGGAUUGGGUUUUGGAUCCUUUCUGAUUCUGCUAAUCUGAUUCAUUCAUAUUCAUUAAAUAUAUGGUAUGGCGGAGAAAUCAAAGUUUGCUUUGUAGUAGCGGAUUCGAAACGGAAGCUUCACUUUUUGGGCUUCGAUCCGGAGUUUUUGGAUCCGGGUGAGUGUCAGUUGUGGUUGUGGAGGAGCUUCAAUGGCGGAUCGGCAAGAGGACGAGGACCUGAAAUUGGCCCUAAAGAUGAGUAUGCAGCACACUCCGCCGGAGCCGAAGCGGAGCAAGCCCAGAGAAGGAUCCGGAUCCGGAUCGCUGGCAGGUGGGUCACGGGACGAGUCGCCGGAAACGAAGAGCCGCCGGUUGCAGCGGGAGCUCAUGGCGGCUGCUGCGGAGAAACGGAUGCUGGCCUCGGGGAAGAGCUCUCCGGCUGAGUCUAGAGUUCAGGCUUCGUCUUCGAUGGCUGCUAAUAUGAGUGCCAAGGUUGUGAAAAAAGACAAUGAGUUGGGAUCUGGAGACACUGGCUUUGGGAGAGAGUUGUCCCCGGAAGAAGCUAACGAGUUGUUCGUGAUUGUGUUUGGGGGUAAUGUCUCCAAAGGUAUACUUACGCAGUGGACUAAUCAGGGUAUAAGGUUCAGCCCUGCUCCAGAAACUUCGAUGGGCCUAGUGCAGCAUGAAGGGGGGCCGUGUGGUGUGUUAGCAACAUUACAAGCAUUUGUUCUCAAAUACUUGCUUUUCUUUCCGGAAGAUUUGGGCAAAUCUGCCUCGAACACGGGUCUCAGGAGAUUAUCGAAAAGCCAUUAUGUUGCAUCAGACUCUUUCUCCUCUGUAUCUGACGAAGUGAAAACAAGGGCUCUGGUUAAGAGCAUGUGUGAGAUUCUGUUUAUGUGUGGAAACAAUAAACAAGCUGUUGUCGCGUCUCUUCCUGAUAUUGAGGGCUCUGGUGACAAUGAGAAAGAUGAGGCAAUUGCAAAAGCUCUUGAAGGACUUUCGAUUGAGUCCGUUUCAGAUUUGCAGAAGAUCGUAAGAAUCGGUACAUUCACAACUCAGGCUAGUGCUCUUAGAACGCUCGAAGCUACAAUUCCGGUGUUCAGAAGUCGUAUGGGCGCAUUGCUAUUCCUAAUUUCCGCCUUACUCUCUCGUGGACUGGAGUCCGUUCAAGCUGACAGGGACGACCCGAGCCUACCGCUAGUAACUGCGCCAUUUGGGCAUGCAUCCCAGGAGAUAGUGAACUUGCUGUUAUGUGGGGAAGCCGUACCAAACGUGUUUGAUGGGAGAAUGGAUUUAGGAGGAGGCAUGUCUCUGAAGGGCAUUUCCAAGACCGUGGAAGUAGGGUUCCUCACUUUGCUCGAAUCCCUAAAUUUCUGCAAAGUGGGUCAGAAUCUGAAAUGCCCAAAAUGGCCGAUAUGGGUAGUGGGAAGCGAGUCGCAUUAUACUGUUCUUUUCGCCCUCGAUACCUCAGUACAGGAUGAGAACGAGCUCGAGCAGAGGGAAUCCCAGAUAAGAAGAGCCUUCGAUGCCCAAGACCAGAGCGGGGGAGGAGGUUUCAUAAGUGUCGAAGCCUUCCGUCAAGUUCUUCAAGAAACGAACGUAAGGCUCCUGCCCGAGAAGCUCGAUAACCUCUGCGCCUCGGGAUUCAUCGUGUGGAGCGAGUUCUGGCAAGCGAUCUUGGAGUUGGAUCGGCAACUGGGUGGGCUUAAGGAUUCGACGGGUGUGAUGGGGAAGAAGGUUUUCGAACUUUACCAUUUCAACGGGAUCGCGAAAUCGGACAUAAACGGCGGCAGUCAAGCCAUGAUCGUUGAAGGUGAGGCUCCAGCUCAAAGGCCUCGGCUCACGAGGCUUAGGGUCUCGGUUCCUCCAAAGUGGACACCGGAAGAGUACAUGGCAAUGCCGAGCAGCUCGGGUGCGGCCGGGAAGGAUUCGGAAGUGAACCAACCCGAACCGUCUCAGCAUGCUCCGCUCGUGGACUGCAUCAGGACACGUUGGCUUCGUGCAACGUGCAACUGGGUCGGGGAUCCUCCGAGCAUAGUUUGAAGCAGUUCAUCUUGGUGACUAGCGUUUGCGUUACAAAACGCCAGAGACGGAGGAAAGAGCGGUGAAAGCUAAGGCGGUUUUGGCCGUUAUUUCUGUUGUGUAAUGGUGUAGAAUGUUUUCUUCUAAAUUUGUUGGAUGGACAUAUCGAUGAGACUUUAAAAAUGAACAUUUCAAUUGUUUUGAAAACUCUGUCAUUAGUAAAAAGAUCUUGUUUUAAUGUA